CGCUUAAUGGUUUAAUAAGUGGACUGUAACCUAUAAUUAAAGCGUCUGUUUACACUGAGCAGAAAAUAAACUUUUUAUUAUAAAGUUUAAUAUCUUGUUUUGUCAUUCAUCAGACUGCGAUGCUGUUCACGUCUAUGGAAGUGGAUGGACAAGGCGGUUGGUUUGAUGUUCUCCAUACUGAUGAGCCAGAGAAAUGGCAGGAUGCUCUAGUCUGGAUCAAGAACUCCGUGAUUGGAAACAACAAACAGAAACUCAAUGCAAUCAACCAUGGUGUAAUACCAAGGCUUCUACAAUGGUUGGUUGAUAAAGAUGCACCACAGCAAAUCAGGACAGAUGCUGCCGUUGUCAUGGGAUCCAUUGCCAAGGGCACACCAGAAAAUAUCAACACGCUGGUAGAGGAGGGGUGUGUCUCAGUAUUGCUGAAAGGCCUAUUCAGUACAGACCUGCCUUUUAUUGAGGCAUGUCUGAGAUGUCUGAGGACCAUCUACAUGAGCAACAAUAACUGUGUGAAUCUCAUCUAUCAGGACCCAAACAUUUUGGCACACAUGGUCAAUAUUCUGCCCCAGUCCUUGUGUACACAGGAGUGUGUUGCCAACAUUCUAGCAAAUGCUUGCAAGUGUGAAGACCACCAGGCACGGCUAUGUCAGAGUGGAAUUAUCCCUGUACUGGUUGAUCUGCUGGCGGGAAAUGUUUACAAAGUCCAGAUGCCAGUCCUCAAAUGUUUAGCUGUUAUUGUAAAGGACAGCGAGGAAAAUUGUGUGGUUUCUUAUACAGCAAUGCACAAUGAUAUUCCACUACCAGAUAUCUUAGUCACACUUCUACACCGAGACAAGACAUCUGAGAUGCAGAUAAGUGCCGCUAAAGUCCUAGCUUAUAUGUGUGGGGGUGGGGCACUGAGUCCCCAAGACCCCAGGAUAGCCAUGAAGACUCUACCAUGUCUUGUGCGAAUGUGUAGCAAAGAUCGUACACUGGAAGAGAACGUAGAUGGUGCUGAGACUCUCGGCUAUCUUCUCGAGACAGAUGCUGAUCUGCAGAGAACCGCUGCUGUAUCUGACCACAUCAUCAAGACACUUGCAGACUAUCUCAAGUACACGGAUGUACAGCAGAUAAAUAGGGCUGGCAAGAGGAGUGAUAUUAAUUGGAGUAGCGAGAUGAAGCAGGCAGCAUUUAAGGCCUUCGCUGCUUUGGCUGCCAAUGAAGAGAGCAUCAGGAAACAGGUGAUAGAAACAGAAAAUCUAAUGGAAUACGUGGGGGUAGGAUUGAACAGCGGGAACAUGAAGCUUGCUGCUGCCGCUAUUCGAUGUCUUCACAGUCUGUCACGGUCGGUACAGCUUCUCAGAACCACAAUACAGGACCAUGGAGUGUGGAAACCUCUUAUGAAGAUAAUCCAGGAAGGUCCAGAAGAGUUACUGCCCAUUGCUUCAUCAACUCUUUGUAACCUUCUUCUGGAGUUUUCUCCCAGUAAAGAGUGUAUCUUGGACUGUGGAGCCAUCAACAUUCUGGUUGGUCUAGCAGGCAGACAGGACCCGGGACUGAGGCUUAAUGGCAUCUGGGGACUCAUGAACCUAACAUUUCAAGUGGAACAGAAAGUGAAAUCUUGUGUUGUGGAGGCCAUUGGAACAGAACAGCUUUUCAGGCUUCUGUCUGACCCGGAUCCAAACAUUGUCAUGAAGACGCUUGGACUAUUGCGAAAUCUUUUAUCUAACAAACUGCACAUAGACAGUAUAAUGUUGGUAUAUGGGAACCAGAUAAUGCAGGCUGUUAUCUUCAUACUGGAGGGAGAACACCCACCACAGGUCAAAGAACAGACCUUGUGUAUACUGUCCAAUGUUGCGGAUGGCGACAAAGCGAAGGACUUCAUCAUGGGCAAUGAGGAUGUACUUAAAAAGCUCAUGAACUAUAUGUUACACCUGAAUGUGAACCUCCAGAUAGCAGCCACCACGUGUAUAUCGAACCUGGUCUGGAAUGAGGAGGAAGGAGCCUACACCAGGCAGGCUAAGUUAGGAGAGAUGGGUAUUAAAGCACUGCUUCAGAAGCUCCUUAGUACAACUGACUCUGUCCUCUUUGAAAAGGUGAAGACAGCCUUGCAACAGUUCACAUGACAGAGAGUGGUGUACAGACUUGACCUUUGACCUUGACCCAAUAUCUUGACCUUUGACCUUGACCCAAUUAAUUGACAUUUGACCUUGACCCAAUUUCUUUAAAUAUUGUAAAUCUCAAGGGUUUCAAACUUUCAUCUUUUUUUUUUGUUUUUGCAAAAUUUUGUAUACAUUAACUUAAUCUAACCUAAUAGCAAAUAGUUCAUUGUGAUUAUCAUAAAGAUAAUGUCUUUUUUAAAACCUCAGAACUCUUCAAAAUGAUAAUAUGACACACACUCCUGUUUUUAGGGACCUAAGGUGAUGGAUAAAAUUUAGGCCCUGACGUAGAUGGUAAAAACUUAUAUUUUGUGUUUAACAGUCUGUGGAAAAAGAGUUUUGGGUUCUUAAAUUCCUUUCAAACUUUGUUAUGUCAUAGGAAUAUUCAUGUAGAAUUUCAAAGAAAACCUUUGUUUACCAUUGAAUGUUUAGGAGUGCUGGAAUUGUGCUUUAUUGAGUACUACAUGCAUAUUUUACAGUGACAUUGUAUCAAAUGUUGAUGAAUUAAUGUGAAUGGUAUUGUUAGGACUGUUUUGAAGACCAUAUGUGUGUCUGUAUAAUUAAUAUGACAAUAAAAGAGAUAUGUACAAAUUGUAAAUUUGAUGUCAUAUAAUUUAUGUAAGAAUGAAUGUUGUUCAGUAUGUUGUUUAGCAUAAAUACUUACAUUUGGAAAAAGUUUUAGGAAGAUUUGUUCUAGUGUAAAACUAAAAUGUGUUCAAACAUUAAAGCUUUGUCUUAUUCACAGGUUUCCAGCGCUAUUACUUUUCCUACUUUUUCCUGCCUUUUCCUAUCUUUUUACUACCUUACUCUUCCUGUUUCCUACUUUUCCUACCUUGUUCUACAUUUUUUUCUACCAUUCACUACCAUUUUCUUUAUUUUCCUGCCUUUUUCUACCCUUUUCAUACCAUUUUCUACCCGUCCCUACGUUUUCCUAGCGUUUUUUUUAGCUGUUUCCAACUAUUCCUGCUAUUUUUACUUAUCCUACCCUUUUUUAAUAAGCCUCCUUCUUUCCUACUUCUUGUUAACACCUCCUGUUAAUCAUACUUUUUUAUGGAAAACUCAAUUGUGCUCGCUGAAAACCUGAUGAGUCCAAAGCGAUGCAUAUAAGUUGAUUUAAACAUUGUAUUUAGGGAUUGAUCGAGUUUUUUUCUUGCGUUUAUGCUGUAUGAACGCAGUAGGGUACGCGAGCAAAUUCCAUGAAGUGCACUAGCGACCAAUACUUAUAUUUAGAUUAACAAAAACAUAAUAUUUGCGAUUGAAAAUAAGCAUUAUCUUCUGAAUUUAAGUAUUUGUUCUUAAAGAAGUGCAACCGACAACAUACGUUUGUAUAAAGGAAUAGCUGUUUUUUGUAACGUCGUAUAUUAUUGGGUCAAUGACGUCGCGAUUAUCCAAUCGGAGCGCAAUAUUGAAGAAACAAUUACAUCAUAACUACUUGCGGGUUAUUCAAUAUGAACGUCAAGUUUUACCUAUACAAAAAACACGGCGAAUGUAUAUAUAAGAUAUAUUUUCUACUUUUUUUUGUCUAAAAAAACUUUACUUUCCUUCUUUUCUAUGAGUCAUUAAUUGAAAAAAAGCCUAUUUACAUCUCUCUCCUAAUAGCUCCUGAUUUUCCUACUUUACUAUGGGACACUUCACCUGUUAAGACGUAAAUUUAUAGCUUAUCUUUAGUUUAAAUGGUGUUUAUUGUCUUAUUUAUGUACCAGUUGAACAUGAACAUAUGUGAACAAAUGUUUUGCUGUAAUAAAU
Mya arenaria is the source of this 3881-nucleotide messenger RNA. RefSeq names its product armadillo repeat-containing protein 8-like. The transcript is spliced from 19 exons. The record is from RefSeq and is a predicted model, not a curated record. Gene Ontology annotation, molecular function: protein binding. Gene Ontology annotation, cellular component: GID complex. Bases 120 to 2102 code for a protein of 660 amino acids. Gene Ontology annotation, biological process: proteasome-mediated ubiquitin-dependent protein catabolic process. Lineage: Eukaryota; Metazoa; Mollusca; Bivalvia; Myida; Myidae.